Vigna umbellata (rice bean) is the source of this 2582-nucleotide messenger RNA. Its product is annotated as serine/threonine-protein phosphatase 7-like. NCBI's taxonomy places the organism in Eukaryota, Viridiplantae, Streptophyta, Magnoliopsida, Fabales, Fabaceae. Gene Ontology annotation, molecular function: hydrolase activity. The record is from RefSeq and is a predicted model, not a curated record.
CCAUUGAUCCGUAAGCAUUAGAAUCGGUGAAGCACCAGAAGCAAACCCUAAUUUUCUUCCUUUUGGGAAACGUACAUCACUCGCUCAGGAUAAAGGAGAAGACUUUGAAGCUCCGCUUGCUGCCUUACCCAAAUCGGGGCACUCAAAUUCUCAAUUUGAAGAACAUUUUUCUUGUAGAACAAAAGCAGAAGUACCUGCUAAAGUGAAGGAAGAAAUGUUAUACCAGGAGUGAGGUUAAUGUAGUUCUCUCUUCGGGCUUGCGGGCUCUUAUCAUGGACCACCAGAAAGAGAGAAUUAAGAAUGGGUGCCAGAAGAUUUUGGAAGGAAUAAAUUCGAUGUCUUUGGCAAACUUAGAUGAUCAGCAAGUACAUUCUUUAGUGAUGAUGAGAGAAAUAGCACGUGGGGUUGUUGAUGACAGAGAUAGAAAGGUGACUAGGAGUGAUGUCAUCACUGCCUUGCGCUACAGCAUUGAGAAAAUGGUCUGUUCAUCCAGGGAUAUCAUUCAGAUAUUAAGUAGAAUGUCCUUUGAAGGUUUGGAUGACCAAAGGAUGCAUUUAGUGACGAGGAUGAAAGAAAUUGCACAUGGGGUUAUUGAUAAACAACCUCGAGUUGCAAUAGCUAGGCCUAACUUGCUUGCCGAAGAAGUUGGCUUUGUGGAUGAAGGAAUGCAAGAUAGUCCCGUGGUUGAGUCAGCCAAGAUUAGCAAUGGGGAUGCCCUAAUUGAUGGAGCACAGAGCAUGACUAACGAAGAUGAGAUGUUGGAUGUAGAACACGUUUUAAGGUUUGAGAAUGAGAUAGAUGAAAUACAGGAGUCUCUGUUACCAUGCUUUGAGCAAUUUCUUAUGUGGCCGCCUAAUGAUUGUGUCACAAUUGAGUGGGUUCAGGAUGUGAUGGUCAUCCUUGAGCAGGCCUCACAGAAGAUGUUGCCAUCGGAAUUCUGUCAUGUUGUACCCACCCUUUUGGUGGACAAAUUGACAGAUGCUGCUUGCAGUAUUUUGUGUAAAGAACCAAACUGUGUGGAGAUCAAUUGCGAAGGAGAAGAUUCAAGAGUAAUCGUAGUUGGCGCUAUUCACGGGCAGUUUCAUGAUUUAAUGUUUCUUUUCAAGCAUGAAGGAGUGCCCUCUGAGAACCAGAUUUACGUUUUUAAUGGAAAUUAUGUAGAUAAAGGAGCUUGGGGAAUUGAAGUAUUUUUGGUCUUACUGGCUUGGAAGGUAUUGAUGCCUCACAGAGUAUUUCUACUUCGUGGAAAUCAUGAAUCAAGAUAUUGCACUGCGAGAUAUGGUUUUAAGAAGGAGGUGUGGGCCAAAUAUGGUGAUCAAGGUGAUGAUGUCUACAAUAAAUUCCUAGAGUGUUUCAAGGAGCUUCCAUUAGCUUCAGUUAUUGCCAACUGUGUUUAUACUACUCAUGGAGGACUUUUCCGUAGCAUACAUGCAGCCCCUUCACAGAGACCAAAACGGAAUAAAACACAUAGAGUGGAUCUUGGCUCUUUAGCCGAGUUAUUUGAAGUUAAAAGAUCCUGUAUAGAUUGUCCUUAUGAAGGUCCUAACAUAUUGUUGAGUGAUGUUCUCUGGUCAAGACCAUCAAACAGGUAUGGUCUGAGGGAUAAUACAGGCCAUAAGUUAGGUUUAUGGUGGGGUCCUGAUUGCACUGAGGAAUUUCUAAAGAACCACAGUUUAAAGCUGAUUAUCAGAUCACAUGACGAACCCGAUUCAAGGGCUGGUAAAGAUGAUGAUCUUGGGAAUAUGCUGAGAGGAUACAGCAUAGAUCAUGAUGGAGAAUCGGGAAAACUUUGUACACUUUUUAGUGCUCCAGACUAUCCACAGUUUGGUAAAAGGAGAUGUAACAAUAAGGGGGCAUAUGCCGUAUUGAAGUUUCCUGAUUUUGCCAGUCCUUCCUUUCACUCAUUCAAAGGGACAGAAAGACCAAUGGUGGAUCCCUAUGUUGAUUUUGGUGCUAAUAACAUUGAUUCGAGUAAACUAGACUCUUCUCAAAGUGCUUCAACCUCUACCCUUUCUGCUUCUGAAAGAUUUUAUCCAGAAAGGAUGAGACCUGAGUUUGACUUUGGGGCAUUAGGUAUAUACAAUGCCCCAUGUUGGAGUGUUGAACUUCCUGAUGGAUCAGGUGGCACUCAAGUUGUGGAGGUUCCAAGGGCAUCACUGGUUGAAGGGUUACCUCUGCCUUCAAACAUACAGGAGCCACACAAGGCUGCUUAUGAGUAUUUGUUUGAGCUAGUUGCUGGCCUGAAACAUAUGAUUGUAACAAGGGAGACUGAGAACAGGGCCCGUGUGUCUGCUUUGAGAAGUAGAGCUAGGAAAAGAAAGGGUCAGGGAUAGCUCAGACAUGGGGCACUGCACUGCAGACAGCACCAUGUGACAAUGUUUAAAUUAUCUCUGUAACAUGUUUAAUUGUCCUUUUAUGUAAGUAUUAUUUAACUUGGUAAUUCUUGCUUCAAUGUAACAAGUUUUAGCUUUGGCUCUCUGGUUUAUCUGUCACUAAGUUUUUGCAUUGAUUGUGAAAGCUAAAGUAAACUUGUCUUUGGUAUAUUACUGCAUCUUGAAAUUACAACAUCCCCUUUUGAACUC